GUGGAGCGCCGAGCACGAGCGUCGGCGGCGUAAAAACGCAGCGCCAUCUACUACUGCCUCGUAGCAGUAGUAGAAGCGGACAGCAAGCUGCCCCCGACGCCGUCGGCGCGGUCACCGAACAGCAUCACCAUGACCGAGCAACCACCACCGGUGCCCCCCAUCGACCAAGCGACGACGCAGAAGGCCGGCGUGCUGUGGAACAAGGUCCGGGACCACGUGGUGAGUGAUGAUAACUUCGCGGAGACGCCACGUCCUGUCAAUGACGAUGAGGACGACGAAAAGAACUUGAAGCCCCCUUCGUUAGUGUACCCGCCCGACGGUUGUAUACCUGUAUUGCAUCCGGACGGCGACGUGAGAUUUUACUGGGAUCUCGCGCAAAUGGUCUCAUUGAUCUGGGUGUCGAUCUUCGUGCCUUUGCGGAUCGGCUUCGACUGGCCGGCGGUCGGCAUGUGGUUCAUCAUUGACUCGGUCAUUGAUCUGUACUUCAUUUUUGACUUUGUGCUUGGGUUCUUCACGGCCGUGCAUCUCCAUGAAGAUACACGAGUAGACGACGAUGCCUCAGGUGAUUAUUUCGAGUUCGGCGGCCACUACGUCGUCGUCGACAAGAAACGCAUCGCGUUAUCUUAUUUGAGGGGCUGGUUCGCGAUUGAUUUUUUUGCUUCGUUGCCGAUCGAAUUCUUCAUGCGGCUGGAACAAGGGUCGCUAGGCUGUUCGUUUCGGGUCGUGAAUCCUUGUAGCGUCAAGACUCAUAGCACGGGUGCGACGAUCAAGUUGGUGAAGAUCUUGCGGUUGUUCCGAAUUUUGAAGCUGUUUAGAUUACUGAAGCUCAAAAAGUUAUUUAACAGAUACCAGGACGACUUUGUGUAUCUGAUGCCUUUCAUAUCCGCCACGAAGCUGGUGUUUGCCAUGCUCUGGAUGUCGCACUGGAUGGGCUGUACCUAUGCUUUAGUUUUUCCCUUCGAGGAACAAGAUAAGCCCAUGAACUCUCUGUCCAGUAAGUAUCUGUGUGGAAAUCAACCAGUGCGUCGGGUGCACCCGAUAAUUCUUCACUAAGUCAUUUUUGGCGAUGCCGCUGCCGUGCUGGCUCCGUCGAGCGGUGAGGAACCGGCAUCGCCACGCCAUCGAGCAUGCGUCGCAUCGGUGGCGUGGAGGUCGACGCGAAGAUUCAGCACGAACGCGCCGUAGGAUUGUGAUUUCCACACAGGUAAGUACAUCGGCGCCAUCUACUGGGCCAUGCAGACGAUCACUACCGUCGGUUACGGCGACAUGGUGCCUACCGCUGAUGGGGGAAGAUUAGUAGCUAUAGCCGGCAUGGCGAUCGGGGGGUUGAUCUUUGGCUGGCUCAUCCAGUAUGUGAUUUCCGUCCUAGAUCCGGACACGUUCGAGCGGAAACAGCAAGCUCGCAUCGAUCGCAUGAUGGCUUAUUUAAGGGCUAAUAGAUUGCCUCCCCAACUGUCCGCGCGAGUGGUCAGACACGUCCGGCAACAAAACUCAAGACAGACCGAGGAUCGGGCCGUGCUCACGGAAUUACCUAGACAAUUACGUUCAGAUAUCUGCCUGCACCUCUACGAGGCCUUCAUGCUGAGCGUGCCUCUCUUUUCACACGCGGCGAACUCGUACACGCACCACGCCUUCGUGUGUGAUGUCUGCACGAAGGUCAUCCCGCUGACCAUACCCGUGAGCGAGAUGGUGUAUGGGGCCGGCGACCUCGCGGAAGAAGGUGCGUACUUGAUCGUGACGGGCGCCGUGCAACUCUUGUCUCCGGCGGCGCCCUCGAAGCGAAAGAAGAUCGGCGGCACGAGCGGCGGCACGUCGGCGCGGGCCAAGCACGUCAUGGCCGAGGCCGGCCUCGAGAAGGAGCUUGGGGGCGGCGACGUCUUCGGCGAGUCGUCGGCGCUCGGGUCGACGCGGCGCUUCGACGAGGCCGUGGCUCGGAAGACGUCCGAGUUACUCACCAUCUCGGGCCCGGAUUUGCGAUGUGCCUUGGACCUGGCGCCUCGACUGCGGUGGACCGUCUUGCAGCGGACCGUCGAGCACGCGAUCAAGUGUAUACACGACCCGCGGCUGCUCAUGAUUGUGUUAAGGGAAUUACAUUUACCGGAGUUGUUGGAGGAGGACUUGAGUGCACCGGCCGCGCGCUUCGAGGACUCGAUCCGCAUAUUGCGACAUCAUAAAGUGUAUAAGGUCGUCGCGAACUGGCGCGAGGCCCUCUACAACAUUAGGGAGGAGUGGGAGGGCCGCGUCUGCUCGACGCCCAAGAACUACGCCGCUACGCCUCAUACGCCGGGCAAGGCCUUCGCGGAGCCCGUCGCCACGGAGAUGGACGUUCACGAGGAGCUCAAGUUAGUUAGAAGGGACCUGUCCGAUUUGACGGACGCCGUCCGAGCCCUCUUCGCCACACGCGCUUUCGAUCAUGCGGACUUCCACAAGAUCGGCGGCGCGCUGCACGGCGUGGCCCUCGCCGCGCGCGAGGCGGGGGAGUAAUCGCUCGUUCGUU
This is a messenger RNA of Pelagomonas calceolata, 2497 nucleotides long. NCBI's taxonomy places the organism in Eukaryota, Pelagophyceae, Pelagomonadales, Pelagomonadaceae. The record is from the annotation of a GenBank genome assembly.